Molecule: messenger RNA, 1738 nt
Organism: Hipposideros armiger (great roundleaf bat)
Lineage: Eukaryota; Metazoa; Chordata; Mammalia; Chiroptera; Hipposideridae
Gene: KLF2
Product: KLF transcription factor 2
Exons: 2
Coding region: 153-1247 (364 amino acids)
Biological process (GO): regulation of transcription by RNA polymerase II
Molecular function (GO): DNA-binding transcription factor activity, RNA polymerase II-specific; RNA polymerase II cis-regulatory region sequence-specific DNA binding
Source: RefSeq, a predicted model, not a curated record
GCGGCAGAGACAGCGAGGGCGGCCAGCUCAGGGUAGUAGAAUGUGGGCUGCGGGGUAGUAGAAAGCAGGCGGCGGGGACGGGGGGCUUAGGGUAGUAGAACGUAGGAGGCGGGAACGACGGGCUCAGGAUAGUAGAACGCAGACGGCGGGGAAUGCAGGCUCCGGGUAGUAGAAUGCAGGCGGCCGGAGGCGGUCCCCGGGCUUCGCCGUGCGCUCACGCCUGUGCCCCAUUGCCCUGUCACCCGCAGCGCUGGCCGCGCGCAGAGCCUGAGGCAGGCGGCACCGACGACGACCUCAACAGUGUACUGGAUUUCAUCCUGUCCAUGGGGCUGGACGGCCUCGGCGCUGAGGCCGCCCCGGAGCCACAGCCACCCCCACCGCCUGCGUUCUACUACCCCGAGCCCGGCGCACCGCCGCCUUACGGCGCCCCCGCGGGCAGCCUGGUGUCCGAGCUGCUGCGGCCCGAGCUGGACGUGCCGCCGGGGCCCGCGCUGCACGGCCGCUUCCUGCUGGCGCCGCCGAGCCGCCUAGUGAAGGCCGAGCCCCCCGAGGCGGACGGCGGCGGCUGCGGCUACGGUUGCGCGCCCGGUCUGGCCCGCGGGCCGCGGGGCCUCAAGCGCGAGGGCGCUCCGGGCCCGGCCGCUGCGUGCAUGCGAGGACCCGGGGGCCGCCCCCCGCCGCCGCCCGACACGCCGCCGCUCAGCCCCGACGGUCCCGCGCGCCUGCCCGGGUCCGGCCCGCGCACCCCCUUCCCGCCGCCCUUCGGCGGCCCCACCUUCAGCGCACCUGGGCCUGGCCUGCACUACGCACCGCCAGCCCCAGCCGCCUUCGGUCUCUUCGACGACGCGGCUGCCGCCGCCGCCGCUGCAGCUCUGGGUUUGGCGCCAUCCGCCGCCCGAGGUCUCCUCACGCCGCCCGCGUCCCCGUUGGAGCUGUUGGAGGCCAAACCCAAGCGUGGCCGCCGCUCCUGGCCUCGUAAGCGCACCGCCACGCACACCUGCAGCUACGCCGGCUGCGGCAAGACCUACACCAAGAGCUCACAUCUCAAGGCGCACCUGCGCACUCACACAGGCGAGAAGCCCUAUCACUGCAACUGGGACGGCUGCGGCUGGAAGUUUGCGCGCUCAGACGAACUCACGCGCCACUACCGCAAGCACACGGGCCACCGGCCGUUCCAGUGCCACCUGUGCGACCGUGCCUUCUCGCGCUCUGACCACCUGGCGCUGCACAUGAAGCGGCAUAUGUAGCCUGGACGACCCUCCACCCACUCGCGCACGGCUGUGGCGGGUCCCACGAGCCGGACGCGGCCCCCCGAAACUGUGACUGAUAUUUAUUGGGCCUAAAGAACCGGGCCGGGCACAGCGUGGCCACCGAGGGGGCUCCCCCGACGACUACGACGACAACGCCCAGGCCCCCAUCAGAGACUGAAGACCCGGUGGGAGAAGACCACAAUUCUCCUUGACGAAUUUUGUUUUCAAAAUGGUGCAAUAAUUAAGUGUCGUCUUCCCCCCACCGGGUCUACACUAGAGGAUCGAGGCUUGAUGCCUUGUGAAAAGCAAGCAGCCUUAAUUUGUACUGUCUGCAAAUUUUUUUAUAAUAUUGUACAUAGUGACUGUGACAGAUAUUGUAUUAACUGUAAAUAAGGAGACAGGUGGGCAUUUUGGCUGCCUGAUUCAUUUUUAUAAGAUUUUUGCUGUUUUUUUUUAAUUAAAUGUUUUUGCAUCUUUUUGAAAAAUCA